AUUUUAAAAAGUAGAAUAUCAAACUUAUUUUGUAGAAAAUAGCAAAUAUUUAUAUUCCCGGGAAUAUAAAUUCGCGCCAAUAUUCAAGUCAACUUCCGGUGAAAAAAUAUAAAAAGCACAUGUUAAGCUAUGGCUGAACGACCUGAAGAUCUCAACCUACCCAAUGCAAUUAUAGCUAGAAUAGUCAAAGAAUCGUUACCAGAUGGAGUAGCAGUUUCUAAGGAUGCCAAGCUAGCCAUAUCUAAAGCUGCCAGUGUGUUUGUACUUUAUGCCACUUCUUGUGCUAAUAACUAUGCCAUGAAAGCAAAGAGAAAGACCUUAAAUGCUCAAGAUGUGAUCAGUGCCAUGGAUGAUAUGGAAUUCAGUCGACUAAUCCAGCCUAUGGAAGAAUGUCUGCAAGCUUACCGUAAAGAACAAAAGGGGAAGAAAGAAGCAGCUGAGAGUAGGAAGAAAGCACGAGAAGCUGAGGGUGGGGAGGACAAUGAUGAUGGUGAGGAUGAGAAAGAGGAGGAGGUGAAUGGUGAGGAGGACACUGCAAAUAAAGAUGGUUCAGGGGAUUAGUGUUCUUGAAUGGUAGGAUAACCACACAUGAAUCUAUUAUAUAGCCACUCAUGGUUUGGCUAUAUAGCCAGCCACUCAUGGAUUGGUUCAUAGCCAUAUAUGGAUUGUUGAAUUUAGAAGAUACAGAAAAAUACAUUAAGAUGUAUAACUAAACAUGGAUUAUAAGUAAAAUUCAAGUUCAGCAAAUCACACCAAUAAUUAUGGAUUGGAAUGGGACCCAUCAUAGUAUAAGGCUGGUUGACCUAAUAUGUCAUUAUUGUUACUUAUCUACAGUAUUUACUAAAAAAUAUAAGCUGGUCCAGAUCUAUGUGUCAUCCUGACUGGAAAAGAAAUUGAUAUGCCAAGCAAGUUCUUGUAUGUACAAUGUUGAAUGGAACAUCCAGCCUACUAUCUCAGGAUUUUAGUUCACUCAUAAUGAUGUUAAUGGUGUCAGCAUAUUAGGAAAAUACUCAACGUGCUGAAAGUAUGUUAAUUGAUAAAAAAGAGAAUCCAAGCAAUAAUUUGUUGUUAUUGCAAAUAGAUGGCAUUCAGUGGAAAGUUGUCUAAAUGUUAAAUCUAGGUGGUGGAGGUAUUUGUAAAAUAGAUGGCAGUAAAUAAGCUGUUUGAUAUAUCUACGGAGACCAAUUCAGUAUAUGUUAUGUAUGUCAAUUGU
Owenia fusiformis is the source of this 1213-nucleotide messenger RNA. The record is from the annotation of a GenBank genome assembly. Lineage: Eukaryota; Metazoa; Annelida; Polychaeta; Sabellida; Oweniidae.